UUUUCUGAAUAACACAAUUGAAUUGAAAAUUGAAUGUAGCUAACCGCAAAAAUUUAUUUUUUGUUGUGUAUUUAUCAUUAAUUCUCAGUUGUUGUAUGCCACACGCCAAUGCUUGUGUAUUUUUUAAGUUUAGCGAAACCUGAAAAGAAAGUUCCUGUUUUGAUUUUUUUUUUUUAAAUUGCUGGAUAGAGGAGGCGCGUAAAAUAAUUUAUUCAUCGUCGAGUGGCUCUUCAUUCAUAAAUUUUAUUUUAAACGUUUGAAGAAAAUUGUUCCUGUCUAAUCUUUAUCGUUUAAAAGUGUUUAUCGCAAUAUAGAUGUUGUCCCAAAGUUCAGUAGGUUUGGUGGAGGGCUCCUUUUUAAAUGAUUGUAAAGCAGAAAAUCUUAAAAAGUCAAUCUCUGUAAGGCCAAUACACGCCUCAGAAUCUUUCAAUUGCUUUUCUUCUGCUGAGAAACUGCGUGGCAAGUUUCAACGCGAGUUUUUAAAUAAUUCAAUGUCUUCUAAUUUAGUUACGUCAAACUCGCCAAUAUACCACCCUAAGGAGUAUAUUUACAAUAAAAAUAAUUCUGUUUCUCCGUUCAAAAGUUACAGUAAUAAUAAUAACAAUAAUACAAUUUGCUUUUCUCGACGCAGUUUUAAUCCGUAUUAUUUGGAAAAGCAUGAAUAUAAUCAUCCGGAAUAUAACCAUCCGGAAGACUUUUAUGUUGAAAAAGUUCAUAAAUACUCUAAAGAGAUGUCACCAACUUUUAACUUUAAUAGAAUUCCCUCACAAAAUAACGCAAAUUUUCAAAUUUAUAAUAAACCCCGUCUAAUGGGCUCAAUGAGUCCCCCGCAUCUGCAAAGCCUUAGUUCAAACAACAACAGGUAUAAUCAUGUUUCUAACCCCAAUCACAGUGAUAACUAUAAUGGAUUUCGAAAACAAAACGGUAGUUGUGCGGUAUGCGCUGAUAAAUUGAGUUCUUAUUUUCAUGGAGCAAUAAUAUGUGUCAGUUGCCAAGGUUUUUUCAAAAGAGCUCUAAAGAAUGGUAGGAAGUAUACAUGUUAUGCCCAACGAAAAUGCAGCUUAAACAAGAAAACAAGAAACCACUGUCAGGCCUGCAGACUUGCAGCAUGCUUUAAAGUUGGAGUCAAAAAAGACGGCGUGUUAGAAGAAAUUUGUUUUGAAAAAGAACAAAAAAUGGCACAAAAAUCAGUAAAAAAAAAAAAUAAAGAACUUUCACCUUCUUCCUCCUCUAUUGAUCUAAAGUCUAUAUAUGAUGCUGAGAGAUUUGCUCACCCUCAUAUCAGUAAUGUUACAGAAAUAAAAGCCAACGUAAUUCAUCAUUUGUGUCAAUCUAUUGAUAAGCAGCUUGUAUCAUUAGCAGAAUGGGCUCGACGUCUACCUUGUUUUGAAGAUUUAAAUAUCACAGAUCAAAUAAAAGUUCUUCAAUCCAACUGGAGUGAGCUUUUAAUUGGAGCAUUAUGUUUUCGUUCAUUAACUUCCAAUGGCUUGAUGCUUGAAACUGGUUUAUAUGUACCACGUGGGAGCAUUCAGGAUAACAGUAUUGAAACAACCCUUACUCGAACAUUUGACAAAGUACUUGAUAGAAUGAAAGAUCUUCAAGUCGAUAUGACAGAAUGGGGUUGUCUACGAGCAGUAAUUUUGUUUAACCCCGAUACAAAUAGUCUUGGAGCCGUCAAUCAAGUUGAAGAAAUUCGCGAACGUUAUCUUUUGACUUUAAUUGACUAUUGCAAACUUAUAUUUCCAAAUGAAAAUAAUCGUUUUAGCAGGUUGCUUCUUUGUUUACCGAGAAUUAAAUCACUUGCAAUUGAAGUUUUAGAAAUUUUGAAGUACUCAAAGUUAAUUAUGAAUUCUUCUAUUGAUUCUUUCAUUUGCGAUAUCCUUGCAAAUAAAUAAAUAAUGAAAAAAAAAAUGUUUUCAAUUAUUUUGUAAGAGUAUUUUAUGAUGAGCUAUUGAUAAUAAUAAAAUGAACAGUUUUAUACAACUUUAUUUU
Molecule: messenger RNA, 1992 nt
Organism: Hydra vulgaris (swiftwater hydra)
Lineage: Eukaryota; Metazoa; Cnidaria; Hydrozoa; Anthoathecata; Hydridae
Product: retinoic acid receptor RXR-alpha-B
Biological process (GO): regulation of transcription by RNA polymerase II
Cellular component (GO): nucleus; chromatin
Molecular function (GO): nuclear steroid receptor activity; zinc ion binding; nuclear receptor activity
Source: RefSeq, a predicted model, not a curated record